Molecule: messenger RNA, 2106 nt
Organism: Plenodomus lingam JN3
Lineage: Eukaryota; Fungi; Ascomycota; Dothideomycetes; Pleosporales; Leptosphaeriaceae
Molecular function (GO): phosphatidylinositol binding
Source: RefSeq, a predicted model, not a curated record
AUGGCCUCUUCUGCUCCCCUUACUGCCGCACAAACACACGCCCUAUUUGAUAUUCUGAUCCACCACCAAAUUUACGCCGAAAUCGAAGCCUUCAAAUACCCCACCACCAUCGACCAAUAUGGCUACCCGUUUCGCAAGGCCGAUGGCGUGCAAUCAACAAGCCCGCUGCUGCAAGUCAUGCUGAACAAAUUUGCCCUGUCUAAUCCGGCGGUACGCGGCUUCGGGGAGAGCUUCUGGCAGGACAAGGUCAGGACGCUGGUGGCGCGGCUGGCCGAGGCCGAGCUCAGUGAAAGUUAUGACAAAGGCGCAAUUGGGAGCCGCAAGGCGCUCGCGACGGCAGCGAGCAGCAUCGGCGAGUAUGUUGCGAGGGGUAUGCUGGGCGGAUACCCCGUGGCCAGGAACCAUGAGGCGAAGAAAAGCUACGACACCAGCAAGGCAGAGGACGUCAUACAGGGCUUCGACGCCCUUAUGCACGGUGUCAUCUAUGGCGACUUGUUGGACGACAUGUUCGACAAGGUCAAGGCAACGCCACGGCUAGAAGAUCAUGCGAGUGUGGUCCAGGCGGCCCAUGAGUAUAUCCUGCUCAAUGUCGCCUCCUUUCUCCACCAUGUCUUCAUCAUGUCGCCUGAUGGCCAGUAUCUCGUCCGUCUCCUCGAGAACUUGCAUCGCCUUAUCCCAUACAUGGUGAUCAAGCAGACGCUCCGUGUGGGAAAUGCUGCGACCAUGAUCAACGGCAUGGUAAGGCUGAUAUUGGCGAAGCUCUCUGUUACAGCCAUGACCAAUUGGAUAGGUCUCACCAACAACACAAAUGAUGGCAUGAACCUACUGCAACAGAUCAUGUCGACCAUACUGGCGUGGGAUACGUCCGAGUUUCAGAAGAGAGCCUCGAAACUCGAGUCUUCUCGCGAGGCACCGGACAAGAAGGUGUUCAAGGCAAUCAAGAAAUUUGUCUAUGCGUCCCGAGACAAGCACGAGACCGUGCGAAGCCAGUCGAUAUCAGAAUCCAAGUCAAUCGUGGCUGUCAUCCUCGAAACCGCAGACCAACCAUGUAAGAUCGACGCUGAGUCGCUUACCGAGUAUCAACACAGCGUUGCCAUGGAGUACUUUAGCACAUAUCUCUCUAUACGGGACCGAGAAGAGCUCGUCAAAAUUCUGUGUAGAUCGAACCCAGACAUACUCACUUCGGCAGUGCGCGAGGCUGUAGCGGGCAUGGACCCUAUCAUUCGCGCCAUCCACAACGCCGUUGAUCUAUCUAGCACUGUUACAGACGUCGAAGCAUUCCUGACAGAUCUGAUCAAGACGUCAAAACCAAAGAAGUCAACUGGUCGCAGGAGUAGAGAGACGUCACAGUCCCGCCCCAGCUCCCCAGGCCCAGCCAGCAUUGCUGACCAAGAUGCUAGCGAAGUUCCCACAGUAGAAGACUUUGUUCAGUUACUCCGAAAACACGCCCCCUCGAUGCACAAAUUCCUCCAUCAAGUCACCAAAAAUGCGCCUGACCUGGCAAAUGACUACCUCAUAUAUGCCAAGCGCAUCUUUAGCGAAUACAAAGUCGACGCCGUUGCCAAAGUUGCUGAGGAGCGCGGCGAAGGUGGGGCAGGUAAUAUGACGGCACCCUUGCACGCCCUGUUCUCCAGCCUACCAAACGAGAAACAGAACAGCCUCAAGAGACUCUUGGAUCAACACGAAAUACAUCUCCGUACACUCAAAGGCACGUCACAAUCACGCCUCGAAUCUAUAAUGUCUUCUUCUACCCAAUGCACGCAAAAGGGCUCAACACAUGGCCCGGGCAUGUACCUCAGUCGGUGGAACUCACUACUCAACUCUACACUCAUAACGCCAGCAACAAUACAUGGACCUGUGCGCAAAGGCUGGGAGGUGAAAGGAGAGUUGGAUGGCAAGGGGUUGAAGACGAAUUCUUCGUUGGUGAAUGUGGGGAAGAGGGAUAAGAUGUUGGGCAUGGUGGCAGAUGGUACGGGUGAUGAGGUAGAUCAAAUAGAGAGGAAGAGAGAUGGAGAAGAGGAAGAAAGUAUGAUUGAAGUUUGGGAGGGGAUGAGGGAUGGCUGGGUUGGCGUGUGUCGGGGAUUGGAGGUCAUGGGUCCGGACUGA